AUGGCUUCUGCUGAGGAAUCAAACACGUCGCGUCACGCCCGUUUCCAAAACGGCAACCCUUCCACGGCUCAUCAUGAUUUGAGCACCGAAGGCGACGCCCCGCGGCUGAUAUUAGAUUUCCGUGCCGCUCGAAUCCUCCUCGAAGCUGUGUACAUGAUGCCUGUUGACGGAAACGAUGUUGCAGUCGAGACUUCGGCCGAGACCGACAUUGUAGCUACCGAGUCCACCCAUCGGCUGUUUCAGCAAGCCGCCGUCGCGUCUACGUCAACAGACCUCAUCUCCUUUGAGGAUGAGACCUUCGAUGAUGCUCCCAUUCACAACGAUAACGCACCAGACCCAGCAGAGGAACUUUCUUCAUCUACCGGUGCUACUAUUGCUUCGCCUGUUUCCACAGUCAAUUCGGUUGUGUCCGCUAUUUUUGCAACUGCUUCUGGCGAUGUUGCUCCAUCUGAAGCUGAUGGUGCUCCACAUGGUUCUCAUGCUGAGAGCGAAGCCGCGUCUGAUAUCUAUACAGACCACAACGUUGGUGCAACUCGGAAAUCGGACUUCCAGGCGCGACUUGAAAAAGUCUCCAAGACCAAACUCUCCGGGUUUGCCAGCUCAGUCCUAUCCUUUCUGCCGCAGACAAACGUUGGACAUAUCCUGCGGAAUCAGGAACAUGAUGUCGGUCCUUCGACUUCGUCCAAUGAGACCAGAAGCUCAGCACCCGAAGCGAACGACCCUGAUGGCUUGAAUUUUGAAAAGUCAAUGGCCAUUACCCAUAAUGAUGAAGAGGAAGACUUGAUCUUCUUUGACUCUGCUCCAUCUCAAAAUAUUGACCAGUCUGACCCACAAGCCCCUAUCAAUGCCUCUAUCCCCAUUGACGCUAUUCAACCUCCCUCUUUGCUUGACACUGUCCCCGGCUCUGAAAUCACUGUGGUUGAUAUUGCCAAUAACACAGAAGUUGACAUUGCUCAUGUUGCCGCUGUUGCUGCAACUGUUGUUGCUGCUUUGGUACUUGUUUCCGCCAUCGUUUCCGCUUCAGACACUGGCAUCGAGGACACUGCCAAGUGCGCCAAGUGUGGAAAAGGCUGUGGCAACGGUCUCAUCAAGUGUCCUUGCGGACAUGAGUACUGUUCGCAGUGCCUCAGCCGUUUGAUUGAGGAUUCCAUUCGUGGUCGAGCUCCGUUCCCCCCCGCUUGCUGCGAUCUGCCCUUGCCGGUAGAUGUGAACAAUCCGAACCUCGAUCCCAUGAUUUUGCAAGAGUUUUUCACAAAGAAAUUCGAGGUCGACUGCAAGACCCCUACCAAGAACGAUCGCAAGUUCUGCUCCGUCAUUACCCCGCCGACGGACAAGUCGUUCAACGAUCAGGAGCACGAGGUUUUCGGAUCCUCACCUCACCAUGAAGAGGAAAAGCGCUGCCAUCUUUGUGAAAGAGUUGUGGCGAAGGGUGCUAUGUGCCCUGACUGUUGCUACCGUUGCAAUAAGAGUCGUCAAGCCUGUAAGUGUCCUUGGUGGGGAGAGCGGCAGUUAAAGAACAAUAAACAGGCUGCUUCUUAUCAAGCCUUCAACCCGAAGGCUACGUCUUUCCAACCCAGUCGGGAACAGAACGUUCAAACGCAUACUCGCCGAGCUCAACCUUUUGGAGGAAUGUUCCCUAGUCAAAACCGCACUUCUAUUGCCAACCUGCAGAACCGCGGACUAAACUGCCAGCACUUGCAGGUCAGGAAACUACAGAAACCUGGCCCUUGCUUCGAUUGCAAGGUCAACCUCCCUGCGGGAGGUUGGUACUGUUUGAAGUGUCACUAUCUUCUUUGUGAGAAGUGCAAAAUACUUCGCCGUGGUUGA
Messenger RNA from Fusarium sp. VM40, 1827 nucleotides. The record is from the annotation of a GenBank genome assembly. Lineage: Eukaryota; Fungi; Ascomycota; Sordariomycetes; Hypocreales; Nectriaceae.